Messenger RNA from Scomber japonicus (chub mackerel), 2521 nucleotides. RefSeq names its product chromodomain protein, Y-like (gene cdyl). Bases 151 to 1866 code for a protein of 571 amino acids. Lineage: Eukaryota; Metazoa; Chordata; Actinopteri; Scombriformes; Scombridae. Gene Ontology annotation, cellular component: nucleus. The record is from RefSeq and is a predicted model, not a curated record. Gene Ontology annotation, molecular function: transcription corepressor activity. The transcript is spliced from 7 exons.
GCUAACAGCUAGCAGACAGAGUUAGGGUAGGAACACCGGUAGAACCACCGGUAGAACCUCCGGUAGAACCACAGCCAGCAGAACCUCUUCUCAUGUCGUUGCUCUGCUGAACACGCGUCCGGAAGCUGCUUGUGCACGCGCACAAUCUCCAUGGCUACGGAAGAGUUCUACGAGGUGGAGCGGAUCGUGGAUAAGAGGAAGACGAAGAAGGGUCGGGUGGAGUACCUGGUGAGAUGGAGAGGUUACGGUUCCGAGGGAGACACCUGGGAACCUGAGAGUCACCUCUCCACCUGCAUGAUCUACGUCCACGACUUCAACCGUCAGUACGCCGAGCGCCAGAGAGACAGCACCUUACUGCGCUCCACCCGCAGCUCGCCCGGCCUCCACUGCCCCCCCGCCCACAGACCGCCCUGCAGGCCGCUGCCGGGCGCCGUGGCUCGCGGUGACAUCAUCAGUGACAUCAGCGGCGGGUUGACGGGAGCCCGCGAUCAGGCCAAACACUCCGAUCCUCCUCUCGGCCCGGCCCACCUGCCGACCGCCGGGCCGAUCCGCCAGGCGUCCGUCGGCUCCCAGCAGCCCCCGCUGCCCGACAGGUUCGGAUCCGGUCUGCUGUCUCCGGCCGGCUCGGCCCGGCGGAGCGUGGACCUGUCCAAGACCGGCAUCAAGAUUCUGGUUCCUAAAAGUCCCAUGAACAGCCGGCUGGACUCGGAGGAGUCUCCGAGGGAGGCGGCUCACGGUCUGGAGGCCGGAGCACAGGAGGCUCAUCUGGUUCCACCUGAGGUCGCCCUGCUGGAGAAACCCGGAGUCCAGCUGGGGCCUGGAGAGGAGAGAGCCCGCAUGGGGACCAGACCCCGCAGCCAGAACCUCCUGCCCCCCCCUCGGGUCCCCAUCACACCUGCUGCCAUGCGCUCCCUUAGCGGUACAGGGGGCUCGGCGCUGAUGGAGGCUGUUGCUGCUAACGGGAUGUCUGGCGUGCAGAGUGCUGUUACCGGGGCGACCAGCGUGACGGGGAAACGGCGUCUGGAGGAGCGUUCUGCGUUCGACAAGCGUCUGCGGUUCAGCGUGCGGCAGACGGAGAGCGCGUACCGGUACCGGGACAUCGUGGUGAAGAAGCAGGACGGGUUCACUCACAUCCUGCUGUCCACCAAGAGCUCCGAGAACAACACGCUGAACCCAGAGGUGAUGAAGGAGAUCCAGAGCGCCAUGGCGACGGCAGCAUCAGACGACAGUAAGCUGGUGUUGCUAGGCGCUGUCGGCAGCAUCUUCUGCUGCGGACUCGACUUCCUGUACUUCAUCCGGCGCCUGACGGACGACAGGAAGAAGGAGAGCAUCAAGAUGGCCGAAACCAUCCGGACGUUCGUGAACAGCUUCAUCCAGUUCAGGAAGCCGAUCGUGGCGGCGGUGAACGGGCCGGCGCUCGGCCUCGGCGCCGCCAUCCUGCCGCUCUGUGACGUGGUGUGGGCCAAUGAGAAGGCUUGGUUCCAGACGCCAUACACCUCCUACGGACAGACGCCCGACGGCUGCUCCUCCUUCACCUUCCCCCGCAUCAUGGGCCUCGCCUCGGCUAACGAGAUGUUGCUAAGCGGCAGGAAGCUAACAGCACAGGAAGCGUGUUCUAAAGGUUUGGUGUCUCAGGUUCUUUGGCCAGGAACCUUCACACAGGAAGUGAUGCUGCGAGUCCGAGAGCUGGUGGCUGUCGACUCACUGGUGCUCCAGGAAUCCAAAGCUCUGCUGAGAACAACCAGUCGCGGUUCUUUGCAGCAGAGCAACGAGCGCGAGUGUGAAGCUCUGAAGAGAGUCUGGGGAUCGUCUCAGGGGACGGACGCCAUCCUGCAGCACCUGCAGAGAGGGACCCAGCUCUGCUAGGACCGGGACCAGGACCGGGACCAGGACCGGGACUACACCAGGACCUGGACCAGUCAACACUAGACUGGAACCGGACCAGGACUGUAUCUGGACCAGAACCCGAGACUCAGCAGAUUAUUUUGUUGUUUGAAUCUUUAAGUUAUAAAAUGUUGGACAUGUUUAAACUUCUUCCUGCAGAGUCACAUGACUCCGCCUGUCAGUCAUCACUGAGGGCGGAGCAGCCAAUCCCAGCCAGGCUAACAGCUGGAGCGGGUCAUGUGACCUCUCAUGGAAUGAACAGGAAGAGGCGGGGCUAAGACAGAAAAUGAACUGAACAGUUUUAAUCAUGUGACCUCCUGCAGGUAACUGAUGCAUUCUGGGUAAAUAUUGACACCAUAUUAAACAGUUUAUUGAUCAUCUUCUGUUUGUUUAUUGGCUAAAGAAACAGUGACAUCAUCCAAAUGUUAACCAAUAAGAAAGCAGAGUUGAUAUAAUUACAUUUUACAUGAAAAUAAAAAAGUUUAAAUCUCAACAUGAGAACUCAUUAAGCUCGUCACAGUUUCAACAUGAGGGUCGAGGCCCCUGCAGGGACGCUGGGAGCUCCUCCUGAAGACAAAACCAGAUUCAACCCAUACCUAACCCAGGUAUGAUCAUCAAGGACAGGUGGGGACAGGUG